Synchiropus splendidus (mandarinfish) is the source of this 1094-nucleotide messenger RNA. RefSeq lists its product as uncharacterized. Bases 27 to 980 code for a protein of 317 amino acids. The record is from RefSeq and is a predicted model, not a curated record. Lineage: Eukaryota; Metazoa; Chordata; Actinopteri; Syngnathiformes; Callionymidae. Gene Ontology annotation, biological process: proteolysis. The transcript has 6 exons. Gene Ontology annotation, molecular function: serine-type endopeptidase activity.
CCGGACAGUGAUUGAAAGGCACUACGAUGGAUGCUCCUGGACCUCCUCUCCAUCUUCUCCUACUGCUGGUGUUAAGUCCAGCACAUCUGCCCGCAGCAGCAUAUACACUCGUAGAUGAGCAGCAGCCACAGCACAAAGUCCUCCACCUUGACUGGCCCAAGGACUGUGGGCAGCCCUACUACAAGCCCAACAUGGCUGAGAGGAUCGUGUCAGGUUACGAAGCCAGGCCUCACUCCUGGCCGUGGCAGGCUUCUCUGCAGGUUCGGCCCAGAGGAAGCAAACAUUACAUUCACGUCUGUGGAGGAACUCUGAUCCACAAAAACUGGGUCCUCACUGCUGCUCAUUGCUUCCAAAAAGGUAAAGCGGAGGACGCAGGGAGUUGGAGGAUUGUCUUGGGGAAGCACUACCUGAAGAAGACUGAGGUGACAGAGAGGAUUUACCCAGUGAAGAGAAUCUACAGACACGAGAACUUCCGCUACCCAGCACACAGCGAGCUGGACUAUGACAUCGCCCUGGUGAAAGCUGCCACAGACAUCCUGCCCUCCAACUUCAUUCGCUACGCCUGCCUGCCGCGCACACGGACACGUCUUCAACCAGGACACUACUGCUGGGUGACAGGAUGGGGAGACACCAGGGGAGGGAAGGAAAACGUGUCUCUGGCAGAGUCUCUCAAUCAAGCCCGCCUUCCAAUUAUCGACUACAAAACUUGUCGGCAGAAGAAGUUCUGGGGAGACCGAGUCCGGGACUCGAUGAUCUGCGCUGGAUUCAGAGACACAGAGGAUCCACCUGCUGCUUGUCAGGGCGACUCUGGUGGUCCACUGAUGUGCCAGCUGGGCAGGGACCGUUGGGAAGUGCACGGUGUUGUCAGCUUUGGCCCGAUCGGCUGCACAGUGGAGAACAAGCCUAGUGUCUUCACUCGCACCACUGCCUACUUCUCCUGGAUAGAGGCGACGCGCAUCAGAGACUUCUUCCUCCACUAAAGGGUGAUGGGAAAAUUGCAUUAUUUAACAUUUAAACACAGGUUCACCAUCCAUGCCCCAGAGAAGGGAAACUGCCUUUGUGAUGAUGGGGAACUUGAAGGGAAUAAAGAAUAA